AGAUGGCAAGAGGUGAAAGUGUGUUUGUUUUUGAAAUUUUUGGCGUUUUUUUAAAAAGGGUCUUUUAAACACAGACGCCAGUAUGAGAUAUUACACGGCGAAUAACACGAUACCAGUUUGAUUUAAUGUAACAGGGAGCUAAAACGCGUCGCUAACGAUAGCACAAAAGCUAACCGGCUAGCUCGCUCAGCUGACGCCUGAUACUCAGCGUCCGGAGACAGAAACCCAGAAGCUGGACGCUCAGUAUCGGACAAUUAAUUGGUGACUUAAAGAGUCCUCAGUCGGAAUAAGUCGGUUUCUCUUGGGGCCAUAACGGAGAGCCUACAUUUUUCAUGUAUGCACUGGGGCCUGUUUCGACAUUUUAAUGGGAGGCGGUUUGCUUUGGAGGAUUGGACAUUGCGGGCACCAGUUGCAAAGAAAGCGGGGGUCCUGGCUCCCUAUCGGGCUCACAUGGAAUCUCUGGCCGGCUACGUGUACAAGGCAGCCAGCGAGGGCCGAGUCCUGACCCUGGCCGCGCUGCUGCUCAACCACUCCGAGGCGGAGACCCAGUACCUGCUGAGCUAUGUGACCCAGCUCGCCGGGCAGAGGUCCACUCCGCUGAUCAUCGCAGCCCGGAACGGCCACGACAAGGUGGUCCGACUGCUCCUGGACCACUACAGAGUGGACACGGAACAGACUGGCACGGUUCGCUUUGACGGCUACGUCAUCAAUGGGGCCACAGCGCUGUGGUGUGCUGCUGGAGCCGGGCACUUCGAGGUGGUGCGCCUGCUGGUGUGUCACCAUGCCAAUGUUAACCACACCACCGUCACCAACUCCACGCCCCUGCGGGCCGCGUGUUUUGACGGACGUCUGGACAUCGUACGCUACCUGGUAGAACACAACGCCGACAUAAGCAUCACCAACCAGUACAACAACACCUGCCUGAUGAUCGCCGCCUAUAAAGGCCACACAGACGUAGUAAAGUUCCUGCUGGAACAGGGAGCGGACGCCAACGCCAAGGCCCACUGCGGGGCCACCGCCCUGCACUUUGCAGCUGAAGCGGGUCAUCUGGAGAUUGUGAAAGAGCUGGUGCGUUGUCAGGCAGCUAUGGUGGUGAACGGACAUGGCAUGACGCCGCUGAAAGUGGCUGCAGAGAGCUGCAAAGCAGAUGUGGUGGAGCUGCUGCUGGCGCACGCCGACUGUGACCCUCGCAGCCGCAUCGAGGCCCUGGAGCUGCUGGGGGCCUCGUUCGCCAACGACCGGGAGAACUACGACAUCCAGAGGACGUACCAUUACCUGCGCAUGGCCAUGAUGGCGCGCUACCGCGACCCAGAAAACAUCAUCGCCAAGGAGCUGCUGCCGCCCAUUGAGGCCUAUGGGGGCCGGUCUGAGUGCCACACACUCCAAGACCUGGAGGCGAUCCAAGUGGACCGGGACGCUCUGCACAUGGAGGGGCUAAUGAUCCGGGAGCGAAUCCUGGGCUCUGACAAUAUUGACGUGUCACACCCCAUCAUCUAUCGCGGUGCCGUCUACGCUGACAACAUGGAGUUUGAGCAGUGCAUCAAACUGUGGCUUCAUGCGCUUCGUCUGCGGCAGAAAGGCAACCGGAACACGCACAAGGACCUGCUGCGCUUCGCACAGGUGUUCUCCCAGAUGAUCCACCUGAAGGAGCAGGUGCUGGCCUCGGCUGUCGAACAGGUGUUGAGCUGCAGCGUGGUGGAGAUUCAGCGCAGCAUGGCUCGAGUGGACUCGGCGGACGAAUCCGAGCUGCCUCAGGCCAUGGACAAUUACGAGUCAAAUGUUUUUACCUUUCUGUACCUCGCCUGCAUCUCCACCAAGACCACCUGCACCGACGAGGAGCGUGCCCGCAUCAACAAGCACAUCUACGACCUGAUCCAGCUGGACCCGCGGUCCCAUGAAGGCUCCUCUCUGCUCCACCUGGCCAUCAGCUCCAGCACGCCGGUCGACGACUUCCACACCAACGACGUCUGCAGCUUCCCGAGCGCCCAGGUCACCAAGCUGCUGCUGGACUGUGGCGCGCAGGUCAACGCCGUCGACAACGAAGGCAACACGCCGCUGCAUGUCAUCGUCCAGUACAACCGGCCCAUCAGCGACUUCCUGACGCUCCACGCCAUCAUCAUCAACCUGGUGGAGGCCGGCGCCCACACGGACAUGACCAACAAGCAGAAGAAGACGCCGCUGGACAAGAGCACCACUGGCGUGUCGGAGAUCCUCCUGAAGACACAAAUGAAGAUGAGUCUCAAGUGCCUGGCAGCGCGUGCGGUCCGGCAGCACCAGAUCACCUACCGCAACCAGAUCCCCAAGACGCUGGAGGAGUUCGUGGAGUUCCACUGAAACAGACCCGAGAGCUGAGUGCUCGACCGACUCUUUGUUCUUUUUAAAGAGUUUGUGAUUUUCUAACAAAUCCACGUGGUGCUGAGGAUGACGAUUUAGUACUUAAAGUUUUUGAGCAUUUUUAUAAUAAAAAAGUGGGUUGCUUUUUUUCUA
Messenger RNA from Scatophagus argus, 2487 nucleotides. It is a transcript of the gene fem1b, whose product is annotated as fem-1 homolog b. The coding region runs from base 337 to 2334 and encodes 665 amino acids. The transcript is spliced from 2 exons. Gene Ontology annotation, molecular function: protein binding. The record is from RefSeq and is a predicted model, not a curated record. NCBI's taxonomy places the organism in Eukaryota, Metazoa, Chordata, Actinopteri, Scatophagidae.